AUGACUAUUGGUGACCUCUGUGAAAUGGGUUUAUCUAACAAACAUACAAAUAUCGAUCGUUUCAUAAACGAUAGAGAAAGUGAUUUAACAAAAAUUUUACAUGAAAAUAAACGUAAGUCAUAUCCACAACGGAAUAAUCGAACAAAAUUAAAUUAUCGCGAUCUCGAACGAGGCAUGUACGAACAAAUUCGCCAGUCAACGUGGAGUCUUAGUAGUUCAACAUUGAUGAAUAAAAACGAAAAAAAUCAUAGACCGAUUUAUGAUGAUGUCAUAGAUUUAACUAUUGAUGAUGAUGAUGAUGAUGACGAAAAACCAAAUGGUGAUACUGACCAAUUUCAUCGUCGUCUUUGGUGUAUAUGUAAAAUGCCAUGGGAUCAUUCAAAGCUUAUGCUACGAUGUGAUUCAUGCGCUAAUUGGUUUCAUGGAGAUUGUGUUGGAAUGACCAAAGAAGAAGCAAAAGAAUUGGAACUAGAUGGCAAUGACUUUGUAUGUUCAUCAUGUCAAGAACUACAAGAUUCAGAAUCUAUUGUGAAAUCAUCUAAUGAUUCAAUACCAAUAAAACGAAAGCAUUCCCAUAGUGGAUCAACAACAGAUAAUCUUGGUAAAAGUGAAACUAAAGUAUCAUCAGGAAAUAUUUCAAAUGGUGCGAUCAGUAAACGAUCAAAAAACGACAUCGAUUUUCAACGGACUGAUUCAUUAUCAGAAUCAAAAGUUGACUGUAUUGCAUACGGUUGUAAUAAUGCAGCAAAACCAAAUAGAAUAUUUUGUUCGUCCCCGUGCAUUAGUCGUCAUGUUAAUGAUAGACUACAGACUGUCCGACGAAGCAAAGCAAAAGAUAACGAUGAUAUACCAGCCCGAGAAGACAUUGCAUUAUAUGAUAAUAAAAGUAAAACUAUUCUUGAGAAGAGUUUAGUUCCUAGAAUUGAAGAUUUACAUACUUGGCUUAAUCAACAUCCAUCUUAUGAAAUUAUCCAAUCAUCAUCAAAGUGUUCAGUUCAAUUACGAGAAAAUCAAUCAACGAAUUUGGCAAGCUCGUUAACAUCGGUUGUUAGUACAGCGAAAUCCAAACCUUUAUCGAAGCCAAUUACCACAAAUCAACAAAAUGAUACAAAACCAAAUCAACAUAAGAAGAUUUCAACACAAAACCAAAAAACAAUAAAUAAUACAACAACAGAUAUAAGAUCAAAAGUUCCAUCAACUUUAUACGAUAAAAUUCUAAUGAGAUUAGAAAAAAAUGGCGAAGAUAAUUUCACCAAAGGUGAUAUAAGAUUAAUAGCAAAUCAAAUCGAAAAAGAAAUGUUUCAUGUUUAUGGUAAAGUGGAUAAUACAUACAAAAACAAAUUUCGUUCAUUAAUUGCUAAUAUUAGUAAUAUGAAUAAUAAUUUUUUUUAUAAACAAAUUCUGUCAAAGGAAAUAACAGCGAAACAAAUUGUGGCAAUGAAACCAGAAGAUAUGUUACCACCGGAAGAGAAAGAAAAACGUAAAGAUCAAUUUGAAAAAGAAGUUCAAUCGAUUAUGCUUGCUGAGCAACUACUAGCUGAAGAAAGGGCAAGACGUGCAAGAAUCAAAAUUCACAGACAAGAUUUUAUUGAUAAUGAUGCAGCUUUACCAAUUCAUAUAUCGACAGAAACAAGUUCAUGGGAGAAAAAAAUUGAUAAAAGUAAAGACAAUUUAUCAAUCAAUAUUACUAAAAACCCAACACAGAGUAAUUCAACAACAAAUGAAUCAUCUAUUGAGAACACAAAUUUACAACCAAUCUUCAAUGCAGCUCAUGUCGAGCAAACUAUUUCGAAACUUGCAUCAAAUAGUCAAACAUCGUCAUCUACUCUUACUGAAAAUCCACCGUCUACAUCUUUAACGAAAAAAAUCAACAAUUCUGAUGAAUCUUCAAAAUCAUUAACUCCAAUCACUACUAUUCGUGAACAAUCAAAUACUGUUCUUUCAACUAUGGAUCUUGACAAUGAUUAUAUUGAACCGGAAAGUCCAACAGGUGUUGAUGCAUUGAUUUAUGAUGAUGAAGAAGUCGAAGAAGAUGACAACAACAUAAGUGUUACUUCGAUUUCAUCUACAAGUCAUUCACCGAAUGACUUUAGUGAAUUUAUGAUUUCUUCUACAUCGACUACUCGUGAUGAUUAUAAUCCAUCGAAAAUUCAAGAUGAACCACAACCGAAAUAUCAACUAACACCAGUUGUUCGUUCAACAAACAAAUGGCAUGGAACAAUUUAUCCGUCUGAUAUGAAAAUCGCAUGUCAAUCUGUUCAUGUAUAUGGCGAAAAUGAUUAUCUAAUAGAAAAUAUUCCUAAACAUCUUAUCGUACUUGGAAGACUUCGAUUACAUGAUCUUUGGGAUUUUAUUCGUAAUUCACUCACUGUUCGUGAUAUACUUAUAUUGACACUUGUUUCAUCGUCAUUGAAUACGAACGAUAAUGAUUCGUUUUUAAAAUAUGUUGAUGCAUUAGAUUCCACAAAACGAGCUGCUGUCAUUAGUAAAUGUAGUGGUUCAUCUUCGAUUCGUGAUAUGUAUAUUUUAGCAGCUGAUACAAAAGAUUGUCCGCCCGAUGUAUUAUCUUCACUUUCCGUACCGAAAAAAUUUGAAUCCAAACAACUAUUUCUUGUUAUUGUUGGAUCAAAUAGAAAAACAAUGAAAUCAUCCAGUUGUUCGAACGAAAAUCGAUCAGUAAAUAAUUUAGUAUACAAUCCCAUCCCAUUACAAGAUUCAACGACAAUACGAGAUCCUCGAUUAUUAAAAGCAAAGGAUACACGGCUAAAUAACGAUAGUACAACAGAUACCGAUGAUAUUAUUUUUAUAUCACAAACAAGCGGUAUUCAACAAACGUCUAUUCAAUCUUCACAAGAUGAUUUACUUAAGCUAAUAUUCGAUUCUCUCGAAUGUAUUCGUCAUGCUGUUAAAUCUGAUGAUAUUCAUCCAAUAGUGACGUCUACUAUGGAAAUAUUAACAACAAACAAUCGUGACGAUUUGUGCACACAAUUUACUGAUCGUCUUCGUGUUGUUAUGAAUGCAUGGAAAGCUAAACAAGAAAAUUCUUCGGUAAUAGCUGAUGAUAAUUUAAUAGAAGAAAACAUGGAUGUUGAUAAUGACAAUGAUGCUACUCAGGAUGAUAAAGCUAAAAAACCUAUUAUCACAAGUAGUACUUCUAAAUCUUUAAAAAGAUCGCGGGAUUUUGAUUAUCGUUUUACUAAUCAAGAUAAGAAUCCGCGUACGCCAAUAACAAUAACAGCCGAAAAUGAUGGUCAUCGUAGAAAACGACGAAAAUCACGUUUCUCUGAUCGAUUGCCGACAGAUGAUGAUGAUGAUGAUCAUCAAAGUAAUAAAGCUACAUUGAAUUUUCAAAAUGACAUCAUUUUUUUGAAAGAAAUUGGCAAAAACCCAUCUUCGAUAAAUACUCAAAUAGCAUCAGAUAAAUUAACAGAUAAACAUACUAAUUCAUCAUUGAACAGCAAAGUUCAACUAAUCGUCAAUUCAUCGGAAUCAUUUCUAGCAUCAACGAAUACUAAAGAUAAAUUAAUAUCAAAGCCGAUCCGUUUUUCAUUUUCUAAAGAUCCAUUUCAACGACAGAAACCAAAUAGUUCUUCGACAGCGACAUCAUCAACGAAUAAUGAGGAUAUCUAUGAAAGUUCACCUAAAUUUAUUGAAGAUUUAAUGAGAAAAGUUCAAUCCUACGGUUAUAAAGGUUUAUCAUUGUCAAAUGAUAAUUGGACAAAGAAAACAUUGCCAAUUACACCAAUACGUUCUACAGCCAUGUUAAAUCUUGUUACACAACAACAGAAAACAAAACAUAGACUUUCAUCUAGUACCAAUGAGUGGAGAUCAAGUAAUCAUAAGUAUGUGACACAUUAUCAUGAUUUUGAUCAACCACAAGAAUGA
Molecule: messenger RNA, 3885 nt
Organism: Rotaria socialis
Lineage: Eukaryota; Metazoa; Rotifera; Eurotatoria; Philodinida; Philodinidae
Source: the annotation of a GenBank genome assembly